AUGCUAAAUUCUCCAGACCGCCAGCGUAAGUUUGAGCUACUGCGUGCUCACUGGGAGGCUGCUGAGGUUGGCGAGCAACGAGCAGAUAUGGUGGGCAGGAGGGAAAAACAGGCACUCCAUCGUCAACCGAGCAACGCACCACUGGGUAUGAAUGCGCCCGGCACCAACAACAUUACUACCGAAGUUGCAAGCCAGGACGUUCUACUUUCACCUCAGGCCGACUCUAUAUCAGUAACGACCUCCAGUGACCCACCUGCACCUCCGCAAGACGUUCACACGAGUGAAGAUCUCGACACUUCCACACAUCUAGCUCGAUCGGGGACAUUUAGCUACUUACCACGUCCUACGAAGGCGAACAGUGCCACGCAGCCCGUCACCGAGCUGGACGAGCCCAAGGCAACGAUGCAAGACACAGUCAUGACCGACUCAAGCUCUCUUUCACCAACGAGAAUUCCAACACCAAGCCUUCCACGUUCGAAGCGUCGAGUCUCUAGUCCACGGCAACACCUGCCUAUUAAUCCAUCACUCCAGCCUAAGACCACAGCAAACCGUCGGUCACUCACAGAGGCCGUCAAAGAUUCGCCGUUAAAGUCAGCGGUUCGCUCACAAACAACCUCAAACCUCGUGAAGACGACCAACACGCUCAAUUCAGCAAGCUAUCUAGCGCCGAGAAGAACAGAACUGAAAAGAUACUUCGCUUCUUCUGCACGGCAACAGCCUGUGCUCGCAGAAAACAUGCCGACCAACAAGCGAGUAGCGCAACGGCGGUCCCAUAUGCAGGAUGGACCAGUCAAGCGAGAAAGUUUGGCAAUGCCUUCUGCUGUGUCCAGCAGAAGAUCGAUUGGACCACUUACGCCGCUUGCACAACACAAGCGUGCAAGCCUUGCACCGUCUAGCAGCACCAAACACUCAAGCUUGCACCUCUCACAGGAGCCAGUGACUGUCAUACGUUCCAAGAAUGUGAAAAAGGAACCGUAUGAACUAGAUGCCGCUCUUCCUCUAGUAGGAAUGUCUGCAGUGCAGUCUCAGUCCAACCACUUGACGAGCUCGCCGACGCCGACUCUUUCUACAGUCAACCUCACACUUCCACCUCUGGUAGAUGUUAGUGAUGACACACAAAGAAGAACACUCGGGACGUCAAACGGACUGGGCGGUGUUUGGAGAUCCUCCAAGAUCUUUGCUACUGCAAACCAUCAGGUGAGAAGGCUCCCCCGUGCUUCCACCUAUCAUUACUUUGGAAGACAUUCGAACGUGCCUCCUGUGCCUGCCAUUCCGGAUCAAUAUAAGGAGCCAUCAAUUUCCAAUUUCACUCAGCCUUUGCCACAGCAUUCCCUCUCAACAUCAUCCUCAAAGUGGCACCACCGUAUCCCAAUGGCUUCAGAUAAUUCCGAGACCUCGAGCAAAUCUUUGCUAUCUGAGAUAGCUACAGCCCAGAGAUCUACAGAGGCUGCAUCACUAAAGUCUAGUACAGCAUCAUCAAACUCUUCGAGCGACCUUCAAGCGUUGCCUCCAAUGCCGACGAAGCUCCAUCUCAAACGCACGAGGAGAUCGAUCUCAUCAUCACACCCGCCCCGGCUGGCUGCAGAAUUGCAGACCCAACGCCACUGGAACACAUCUGACACGUUUUACCCAGACAAUGCUGACGACGCAACUCAUCUACAGGUCAAAGAUUACAUGCCACCGUUAUACUGGGCAGGCCGGUUCCAGUCUCGAUUUGACCGCUGGCGCACAGAGGCGAUGGUAGCAAUGCUCCAUCCCGAGGUUAAAAGUGAAGAUGAAGGACUCUUAGGACAAUGCAGCCUAGACGAAGAGAAAAAGGCCACGAUCCUAAUCUUUAUGCAACUCAGAGAUCUUUGUGCUACUGCUCAAGCAGGAGACAGUCUUCACGAAUUCGAGUACAGAUACCGGAAGGAUCACAAGCUUCUCGAUACUAAAUUCGAUCUUCCACCAUCACUACGUAAGCCCGAGGAAUCGACCCCUAAAGGACCUAUUGGCCGCGCUGUGCGAAAACUGACGCCUCGAAAGGCUAGCUUUGCCAACUUGUUCAAGGGCAAAGGCUGGAACAAAACCGAUGAUCUGAAGGCAGAGAUGCCUGGACACGUACGUGAGCUCCAGGAGAUAGAGGGCUUGUCUACGAGCCACGAAGAUGUAGACUCAGAUAGCUACGGCUCCAGCACUCAGCUACAUGCUCUUUGAGAUCGCCAAAUCUCCGAACGCCUCGCGAAAGUCGAUGAUACGCGGACGUGAUGUAUAUGCUCGCUCUAGGGCGGGAUGCGCAAGCUGGAUGAGUGACGGACUCAUGGCACUCUCAAGGCGAUUCUUGGAACUGCAUGGGCUCAACAAGGCACCUAUAUCUUCAUGCAGAUAUUCAGAGAUCAAGAGCAAUUUCACUACCACAUUCCAUCCAGACAGUACUCGUCCGGGCGUUCCUGGCCAGCGAAAGGAAAUAUCCAUAAGGCGGCAUGUCAUCUCAUUGAAUCAAUGUCAUUAGAUUUGUGGUGUCGUGGCGACUCUAUCUUGUAGUACAUGCGCA
This is a messenger RNA of Boeremia exigua, 2533 nucleotides long. RefSeq lists its product as uncharacterized. The record is from RefSeq and is a predicted model, not a curated record. Lineage: Eukaryota; Fungi; Ascomycota; Dothideomycetes; Pleosporales; Didymellaceae. Bases 1 to 2196 code for a protein of 731 amino acids. The transcript has 4 exons.